AAAUGCUUGCUUUGUGUAAUGUUUCUGUGUUGAAGUCGUGUCCAUAAUGUUAGAGCCAUGUUGCCCGAGAGAAUUUGGAAAAUUUUACGCCAGUACAUAGCGUUCCAUGAACUGCUAUGUAUCUUUGGUUUGUCCGUGACAGUGUUCCUUGGUGUUUUCUGGUUUAUUUACACCUCUAUGGUGACUGCAAAUGUCGAAGCCAUACAUCGGUUAGAUUUUUAUUCUAUGCAUUGUGGUCUUAUUAGUGAACGUCUUGCUAAAGAAAUUGAUGACCUUAAUUUGAUGAAGGAAAAACUAUCGUACGAAGUUGCACUGUUAGAGGGAAAGCGAAAUAAUGAUUUGGCUACCUAUAAACAAGUGCAAGCAGAAAUGAUUAAAAUAAAGAAAGAGAAAGUUGUAUUAUCAAAUGAAAUGGCUGUUUUAACCAACUCUUUUCAAAGACUGCAAAAUGAAAUGAUUUAUUCUUCGAAAGAGUUAUCGAUUAGCAAAGCUGAUAUAACAAUAGAGUCCAGUGAAUUGGUUAGAAAAACAAAUAAAGAUACACUAACACUCGACCAAAUGCUGGAUCACAAAUCAUACUCGUGCUGCCAAGCUUGCCUUUUCUCAUUUUACUUGAUUAAGCCAAAAUUAAUGCCAGACGAUAAAAUGCACAGAGAUUUUAUUUACGCUUUAGAAGGGUCAAAGUAUAGAGUACUUGACCCUACAUCAGCAUGUUUGGUUAUAUCCACAGGAAAUUCAAAAAAUCUCGACUCUUUAGAAAAUGUAAAUCAUUAUAACCGUGUCCACUUCGUCCCUUCUUUCGAACGAAUAACCGCCCAUAGUUUUCCUCAUUUUUCUUUAGUUGGACACGAAAUAGUGAAUUGUAGAAUUAGUUUCGAUUUAGUUAUACCAAUUCUUACCUUGACCAAUAAUCUAAGUGAUGAAUCGUCCUUCAAAAAGCUAUCUCCGUUCGUGCCUUUAAAGCGUUACAUCUUGGUGUCUUUCGAAUCUUCUUUACCUAUGAAUUAUAGCUCACAAUAUUCUGAAUUAAGCAAGCAGUUAUCGCGUGCAGUUGCUGGCAAUAAAAUAGUUCUACGGUUUAAGAGUAAACAAAGCAAUGAAAAAGUUUUGAAUUAUACUGAUCUAACCGGAACUUUAAAUUCGCGGAUCAGUUUAUUGUCAAAUUCAACAUUUGCAUUAGUGAUUGGUUCUUCCGUAUCCUCAAUUCAAGCUCGUUUGAUCGAGUCAUUAUCGCAAUCAACAGUGCCAAUAGUUUUAUCUUCUGAUGUAAAAGUUCUUCCAUUCUACGAGUUCAUUGAUUGGAGUUUGGCUGCUGUAGUAAUAGCAGAAGAGCAAAUUCCAAACCUAUCAAAUAUUUUGAGUUCUUUGUCCGACAACGAUUUGAUGGCGUUAAAGAAGCAAUGUCGCGAUAUCUACAUGAUGUAUUUUUUCAAUACCGAAGCAGUUGUAAAUGCGUCACUUGAGGCUUGGAGGUUCAGAUUAGGCCUGCAAGCAAACGCAGCGACGAAUUAUUUCUCGCCUCAUAAGAAAACAAUUUCUCAUCCUGGCUUGUCAUCUAACUCGGACUACCUCCUCAACGCCAGAGACUCACCUCAAUACCCGUCAAACUACUCUUUCCUCAUGAACCAGCACAAACUGUGGAACAACUUCCCUGGUCCAUUCUGGGCUUACCCUCAGGAUCCGGCUAGAGCAUUGUUACCCAGUGAAGCGAAAUUUAAAGGAUCUGAAAAGGGGUUCAGACCAAUUAAUUUCGGAAAGGGAGGCGACGGGAAGUACUUCAAGCUAGCUCUAGGUGGAGAUAUCGAAGCGGAAUCGUUCACAAUUCUGAUUCUAACUUACAAAAGGGAACAGAUGUUGAUGCAGAUGAUUAAGGACUUCGACAAACUGCCAAAUCUGCACAGUGUCAUUGUGGUGUGGAAUGCACCUGGCAAUGUGUCGCACAAUCUAGUCUGGCCAAGCAUAUCAGCGCCCAUACAUGUAGUGAAGGGACCAAAGAAUAGUUUGAACAACCGAUUCUUGCCUUACGAUGAGAUCAAAACAGAAGCAGUUCUGUCACUGGACGAUGACAUGGUACUCACACACGAAGAGAUAUUGCUCACUUUCAGGGUGUGGCGUGAGAACAGGGACAGGAUAGUGGGCAUCCCUGCUAGGGUGCACUCGUGGGACAGUGACUCACUCUCAUGGACUUACAACAACUUCCUCACCUGCGAGAUAUCUCUAGUACUCACUGGCGCUGCAUUCGUUCACAAAUACUACUUCUACCUGUACACUUACUCGAUGCCCAGUGUCAUCAGAGACAGAGUGGAUGAGUACAUGAACUGCGAGGACAUCGCACUCAACUUCCUCGUGUCACACAUCACCAGAAAACCACCAAUCAAGGCCACAGCCAAGCGUACUUUUCUGUGCCAGCAGUGUGGAGAAGACUCCCUCUGGAUAGAUCCCAGUCACAUCCGGGAGAGAAACGAAUGUCUGAACUUCUUCGCUGAAGUGUACGGAUACAUGCCGCUGCUCUCCACACAAUUCAGAGCAGACUCGGUGCUGUAUAAGAAUGUGAUUCCAGAACAAGAUUUGGAAACAUGUUUUGACAAAGUGUAAACAACUGGCUAUAAAAAAAAAUAGAAACAGGAACUUUCGAUCGAGUUUUCAUCAGUAUUUUUUCUGCGGCCUAAAGUAUUGGCAAGUUUCGUCGAUCAAGUUUUGGAUUUAUCUGACUAAAAACGAACUUAUUUCAGUAGCAAAACCUAUUAAGUUGAUAAUCAUUUAAAAAGUUUAAGUUCAAAUAAUCCAACAUCAGAACAAAGCAAUAGAAAUCCGAGUAAAAAUGGAUGAAAAAUGUUAUCAGCGUUUUCAGUUCGAGGAUGACUACAAUUAAAGAAAAGAAUACUAAUUUACUGUUUUAUUUGAAUUCAGAGUUGUAAAAAUAGACUAGUCUAUACAUCAGAUUUAUCUUUUCAUCUUCUAUUGUGCGAGUAGUGUUAGUGCUGUUUUAUAGUUUUAUAAAUUUAAUAGAUCACUUU
This is a messenger RNA of Symsagittifera roscoffensis, 3017 nucleotides long. RefSeq names its product exostosin-like 3. NCBI's taxonomy places the organism in Eukaryota, Metazoa, Xenacoelomorpha, Acoela, Convolutidae. Bases 58 to 2595 code for a protein of 845 amino acids. Gene Ontology annotation, cellular component: membrane. Gene Ontology annotation, molecular function: glycosyltransferase activity. The record is from RefSeq and is a predicted model, not a curated record. The transcript is spliced from 7 exons.